Dreissena polymorpha is the source of this 3136-nucleotide messenger RNA. RefSeq names its product probable G-protein coupled receptor 158. Gene Ontology annotation, cellular component: membrane. Gene Ontology annotation, molecular function: G protein-coupled receptor activity. Gene Ontology annotation, biological process: G protein-coupled receptor signaling pathway. The transcript has 13 exons. The record is from RefSeq and is a predicted model, not a curated record. Bases 1 to 2298 code for a protein of 765 amino acids. NCBI's taxonomy places the organism in Eukaryota, Metazoa, Mollusca, Bivalvia, Myida, Dreissenidae.
AUGGUGGCGUAUGCUGCUUGUAGCAUUUUCAACUAUACAGUGGUUACGCCGGCGCAAACCGAAGGGGGAUUUGUGGUGAAUUUAACGACGACCUCGGAACCAGAUUUGGAAAGAUUUCAAGCAAACGACACGAUUGCCUACUUUCUGGAAACAAUUGAGCGGUACGCCAGCGGUAAAUCCACGUGCAAACCCGGAACAGAGUUCAAUCUUGGCAAGGGUGUUAUUCAACAGUAUGGAAUUAAUAAAUUCAAACGACAAGCCAUGCUUGCUGUGAAUCGCGCCAACCUAAUGACAAGAGUAUGGAAAAAUGCGUCUCGGUCUUUGCUGGAUUCCGAGUACUUUUUGUACUCACAGGUUCGAAACAUGGUCGAAGGCGAUCCGGACGUGUUCGCGGCCGGAAAUUGUUACGACUACAAAGAGUACAAGGGCAGGUAUCUGUUUUGCCCCUUUGCCUACAGAACUGAAAACGGUUCCAUAAACGUGAAAGACCUGUCCGUCGAGUAUGAUUACCUUGGAAACGGGUCCGACUGGUUUUUCGAAGCUCGCCAGAAUGCUAAGGAUGUAGCAAAAUUCGCGUACACCUACGGAACGACACAGUGGCGAUAUAAUCAAACUAUUCAUGAAGCCACAGAAGUUGAUUUCUCUCUGACUGUAACUUACGACGAUGGCCAUUGGACGCUUCCGUAUUUUGAUUGCGGCGGAGGCUUUAUCUGGAUGAUGACGUACACAGUUCCGUUCUUUGGUUACGAUAACGGAACGUUCCAUUUUAAAGGCACCAGUGGCAUUGAUAUUGAUCUUCAGAAGGUGGACAUUGACCAGUGUCCAAACGAACCUGGUGGGGAGCUGAACGUGUUUGCAAAUUCGGCCCGUUGUAAAACCGCUACAACAAAGUGUGUGCCAAUUAGCGGUCUGGGCUUCAGACGAGGCUCUUACAAAUGCGUCUGCAAAGAUGGAUUCUAUUUCCCAGAUACCAAAGCUCAGAAUAAAUACUUCAAUGGAUCGACCAUAGAAAUUAAAUACAGGGAGAAAGUCGACGGUAUUAACUACGAAUACGACAACAGCUUUGAUUGCCUCCAAUGCGCCGAGGGUUGUGAAACGUGCGAAGAUUCAAGCCCAUGUGUGUUAACGUUGAAUUGGAUACAGCGAGGCGUUAUUCUGGCAGUUUCCUGUGUCAUAAUGUGCUGUAUACCAGCCCUUAUUUGGUUUACAGUCAGAUACAGGGAUGUUAAGGUUUUGAAAGCAGCCUCGCCUGUCCUUCUUAGGAUAGUUCUUCUUGGUGCAUUUCUUCUCUAUUGUCCGCUCGUUGUCAGCUAUUUUGAGGCUAGCGUGGUGACAUGCUGCUUACGGUUCUGGUUCAGAGCUAUUGGAUUCUCGAUUUCAUACGGAGCACUUCUACUUAAAACGUGGAGGAUAUCAGUGGUAUUCCGUGUGAGGUCAGCCCAACGCAUCAAGAUCUCUGAUACAGACCUGAUGAAAAGGUUAUGCAUCAUCGUCCUCCUCUUUGGCGCCUAUUCCACGGCGAGGACAGUGGCAGGCCUACCCAGGGUUGUGCAAGGCAAACAUGCGAGUGGUUUAAAGGCAUUCCAGUGUUCGUCUGACUGGUGGGACCAUUCUGCGGCUAUAGCGGAGUUAUUGUUUUUACUGUGGGGUAUCCGACUCUGCAUUGUAGUCCGGAAAGCGCCAUCUGAAUUUAAUGAGAGUCGCUUUAUCAGUUGGGCAAUUUACAAUGAAACGCUUCUUUCCCUGUUCCUAAAUGUUUCUAUGAUAUUUCUACAGGAUCCGUUUCCAGCGAAUCCAGAUUUAUUGUAUCUAGUCAUCUUUAUACAUUCUAAUCUGACCACUACAGUCACUUUAGCGUUCCUUUUUGGGAGUAAGGCCUACUUGGUGUACAAGUACAGCGGGAAGAGCAGCGAAGUGCAACAUACCACAAUGAUGUCCAAAGGCGGAGGUUCGCGAAAUGCAUACAGCAAGCCUCCCGUUAACACGGACACGAACUGUUCCAAUGCUAACUCCACUUUUGACAGAUAUGCCGAUAAAUCUAUCAAUGAUGGAGAGUCAGAAAGUCUUUUGGAAAAAGAUAUUCAGGAAGAAUUCCGUCGCCUAUAUACGCAAUUAGAGACUCUUAAACAUAGAAACAUGAAAAUUGGUAACCGCCAUUUGCAGCAUAAAUUGUCUGCAAUGACGGAAGCUGCUCAGAAAGAUGACAGUCCAGAUGAAACAAAAUAUUUUACUCCGAGCAUGAACGGAAAGCGUGUUAUAAUCAAUCUGGAUGAUUUUAAGGAAUCCACCCGAUUGUAGGGUCGUUGCGCUUAAUUGGACGACAAUCAAUUGACAGUGAUAUGCAAAUUUAAAAGUGCGAUGGAAGUUCUCAACAAUUAAACGGAGCCGAUGAUCCAUAUGCCGAUACUUGAUGUUUUCUGAAGGAUUGUUGGUGCAAUGAAGUAAUGUGAAAGAACCAAGUGUUUUUGUUAUAUAAAUGAGCACUUGGGUUUGCUCUCAAGUCACAUAUGGUGUGUUUAACUGGAAACAACACAUUACAAAAAGAAGAGAUUAGGUUAGCGGUCCGAACAUUUGUAACAUCCAAGAAGGAAAGAAGGAAAUGCAGCUAAAUUGAAAUCAAAACAAGCACGUCGACAUUGCCCACUGCAAACAUGUAGAGUCUUUUUACGCAAUUAGUAACCUAAAGUAGUUUGCUUAGCAACUGUGUGAUGUUACUACUAUUUAUAUCAGCGUGCCCAUGUUACUAAUAUUUAUAUCAGUGUAUCGAGUGCAAUUCUUAAGUGUGAUACCAUUGGUUUUGAUGUGACAAAAUGUGUUUGAAUUUUUGACGAUAAACGUACGAUAAACUGUACAAUUAUAUAUAUAACAAUAUUUUUAACAAAUUUUAAUAAGUUCUGGUCUAGAUAAUUUAUUUCAUAAAUAUUGAUAUUGCAAGAAUGAUCAUCAGUGGGUCAAAUGUCAUUAAGUUGAAGAAAGAAUGGUGGUCAGAGAAAAACAACGUAUUGAAAAAAGUGUGUGCAAUGUGCAACUCGUCUUUAUAAACACGUUUAAAGUUAAAUUUUGAAACAUUGUACUAGUUUGUUUUAACAAAAUAUAUCUACUGCAAAGUUUUUCGUUUUGCAAUAAAUACAUUUCU